AUGGCUACAACCUCCUUUCUCUCCGCAUUUGUGGUUCUUCUCCACUUGGUCAUCACCACGCACGGCCUCGGCAUAAACUACGGCACGUUGGCCGAUAACCUUCCGCCGCCGGCGACGGUGGCUAACUUUCUGAAGACACGGACGACGCUCGACCGCGUGAAGAUCUAUGACGUGAACCCGCAGAUCCUGCAGGCCUUCGCCAACACAGGCAUCCCCGUGACGGUGACGGCCCCCAACGGCGAUAUCGCUGCCCUCAAGCAAAUCGAUUCGGCGAGGCAGUGGGUGGUCACGCACAUCAAACCCUAUCACAAGCAGACCAAAAUCCAAUACAUCCUCGUAGGCAGCGAGGUGCUCCACUGGGGAGACGCCACCAUGAUCCGCGGCCUCAACUCCGCCAUCCGAACCCUCCACGCUGCCCUCCUAGCCGAGGGCAUAACUGACAUUAAGGUUACCACUGCUCACUCGUUGGCGAUAAUGAGGUCAUCAAUUCCGCCCAGUGCGGGGAGGUUCAGGCCAGGGUUCGCAAAGCACGUGUUGGGCCCAAUGCUGCAGUUUCUGAAAGAGACCAGAACGCCCUUCAUGGUGAACCCGUAUCCCUAUUUCUCGUACAAUGGUAAGAACGUGAACUUCCUUCUCUUCAGACCAAACCGCGGCUUGUACGACAAGUACACCAAGCUCAGCUACACGAACCAGUUCGACGCUCUGCUGGACGCGGUUUACUCCGCCAUGAAGGAUCUGGGGUACGGUGACGUCGACAUCGCCAUAGGGGAAACGGGAUGGCCCUCCAUCUGCGACGGUUGGGACGCCUGCAGCGUGGCCAACGCUCAGUCAUUCAACGGCCAACUCGUGAAGCACUUGGCGAUGGGCAAGGGAACGCCGUUGAUGCCCAACAGAACAUUCGAGACCUACAUCUUUGCUCUUUUCAAUGAGAACCAAAAGCCCGGCCCAAUAGCAGAACGCAACUGGGGCCUGUUCCGACCCGAUUUCACGCCCGUUUACGAUUGCGGAAUCAUGCGAAACGGACAGAAAGGUGCACCUUUAGCGCCAACAAAUCCUGCACCUGCAGUUGGAGAUAAAAAAUGGUGUGUGCCAAAGGCAGCUGCUACUGAUGCAGCUUUACAAGAAAACAUAAACUAUGUGUGCAGCCAAGGAGUUGAUUGUAAACCAAUUCAACCUGGAGGAGUUUGCUAUGCCGCCAACAACGUCAAGGCACUUGCCACUUAUGCCAUGAAUGCCUACUACCAAGCCAAUGGCCGCCAUGAUUUCAACUGUGACUUCUCAAACACUGGUGUCAUUACUACCACUAAUCCAAGCCAUGAUCAAUGCAAAAUCUGA
Sphenostylis stenocarpa is the source of this 1335-nucleotide messenger RNA. The record is from the annotation of a GenBank genome assembly. Lineage: Eukaryota; Viridiplantae; Streptophyta; Magnoliopsida; Fabales; Fabaceae.